This is a messenger RNA of Phoenix dactylifera (date palm), 1957 nucleotides long. Lineage: Eukaryota; Viridiplantae; Streptophyta; Magnoliopsida; Arecales; Arecaceae. The record is from RefSeq and is a predicted model, not a curated record.
CUCAUUCCAAACAAAAGUCUUUAACCUCCAAUCCAUCUAAGGUCAUGAAUUCCAACACCAUUGCUCUUCUUCUCCUCUUCUCCUCCUCCUUCUUCUUCUUCUUCUUCACUCCCUCCCUCGCCGACACCCCACCAUUGGCCCCCGUCACCCCGACAACCGCAUGCAACUCCACACCUGACCCGAACUUCUGCAAGUCGGUCCUCCCGCCGCGAGGCGUCCAAAACCUCUACACUUAUGGCCGCUUCUCCCUCGCCAAAUCGCUCUUGAAUGCCCAGAAGUAUUUAAAUUUGAUCAACCGCUAUCUCGCUCGCCCCUCCACCCUCUCCCAGACCGCCAUCCGAGCACUGGAAGACUGCCAACUUUUAUCUCAGCUCAACAUCGACUUCUUGACCUCCGCCGGUGUUACAUUGAACUCCACUAAUAACCUGCUCGACCCUCAGGCUGACAAGCUUCAAACUUUCCUCUCAGCCCUCCUCACUAACCAGCAGACCUGCCUCGAUGGCAUCCAGGCCACCGCCUCGGCAUGGUCCGUCAAAAAUGGCCUCACCGUUCCCCUCUCCAAUGGAACCAAGCUCUACGGUGUCUCGUUAGCUCUCUUCACCAAGGCUUGGGUCCCAAAAAACAAGAAGACCAAGUUCCACCAUGCCUUCGUCCCUUCAAGAGUCCCGAAUUCCCGGCUCCUCCGAGGGAGGAGCUUAUUGUUCCAUGAAGUCGAGAUCGGCCGGGACGGGAGCUUACCGUUGAAAAUGUCGAACCCCAGCCGAGAGCUCUUUGAGGGCAGGACCGGCCGGAGGCUUCUCCAGGCGACGGACGCCGUCUUGGUUAAUGACAUUGUGGUGGUAAGCCAGGAUGGGAGUGGGAACUUUACCACCAUUGGUGACGCCGUGGAUUCGGCUCCUGAUAACUUGGAUGGAAGCAGCGGUUACUACCUGAUAUACGUGGAUGCUGGAGUCUAUGAAGAGUACGUGGUGAUUUCGAAGAAGAAGAAGUAUUUGAUGAUGAUCGGAGAUGGGAUUAACCAGACGGUGGUCACCGGCAACCAUAGCGUUGUUGAUGGGUGGACGACCUUCAACUCGGCAACCUUAGCUGUUGUUGGACAAGCAUUUGUGGCCAUAAACAUGACCUUCCAAAACACGGCCGGUGCCAUCAAACACCAAGCAGUCGCCGUCCGGAACGGCGCCGAUCUCUCCACCUUCUACAGCUGCAGCUUUGAAGGCUACCAAGACACCCUUUACACUCAUUCCAUGAGGCAAUUCUACAGAGAAUGUGACAUCUAUGGCACAGUAGACUACAUAUUUGGCAACGCAGCUGUUGUGUUCCAGAACUGCAACAUAUAUUCUAGGCUGCCCAUGCAAGGCCAGAGCAACACCAUCACAGCCCAAGGCCGGACCGACCCGAACCAGAACACCGGGACUACCGUCCAGGACUGCAACAUUCGUGCAGCAGCCGACCUUGCCGCCGAUAGAGGGUCGACGAUCACAUACCUUGGUAGGCCAUGGAAGAAUUACUCAAGGACGGUGAUCAUGGAGUCAUUCAUGGAUAGCUCAAUUGACCCCCGGGGUUGGAUGCCAUGGGAUGGAGACUUUGCACUGAGCACUCUGUACUACGCGGAGUUCAACAAUACUGGCCCUGGCUCGGACACCAGCAAUCGUGUUACAUGGCCGGGACUUCAUGUGAUCAAUAGCACCGACGCGAGCAAUUUCACGGUGAGCAACUUUAUUCUGGGGGAUAACUGGUUGCCUCAGACUGGAGUGCCAUAUUCCAGUGGAUUGCUUUGAAGCUUCAUAAUAUUUCAAUGUCAGCUGGAGUUCAAAGUUCUCAUCAGCAAUAAGUUGUAUCAAUACCCCAAGCAUUACUAAGUAUGGAUUGAUUUCAUCCAUUCAUUUGUAUCGUGCCAGUUGAAUAUAUAUAUAUAUAUUAAAUUUGAAGUUCAAAUGGUAGUUUUCUUCUUUAUAUU